Phalaenopsis equestris is the source of this 1978-nucleotide messenger RNA. RefSeq names its product probable inactive purple acid phosphatase 16. The record is from RefSeq and is a predicted model, not a curated record. Gene Ontology annotation, cellular component: cytoplasm. The coding region runs from base 305 to 1537 and encodes 410 amino acids. Lineage: Eukaryota; Viridiplantae; Streptophyta; Magnoliopsida; Asparagales; Orchidaceae. The transcript has 6 exons. Gene Ontology annotation, molecular function: hydrolase activity, acting on ester bonds.
CGAAGAAUCUCUCCGGUGCUAGAUUCCAACUGCUCAACAACAGAGAGAAGUGAGAAAUACUCUCAUUGCCAGCUUCUUCGUCUCUGUUCUCGCCCUCAGGCCUCGAAGGGCAGCCCUGCGUUUCUCCGGCGAGCCGGCGACUCGCCGCCUCUCAAGGUUAAGCUAUUUCCGGAUUUCGACUGCGGCGAGAACAGCUGGCUCCAUUUGGUUCAGAGAACUCCAUUGAUCCGUUACUCGAUGAGCACGCUAUCUUCCUUUGUUCAUCAAUGGCUCAGGUAUAGUCCCAUUAGGAUUCGAUUCUAUAAUGGAGGAGGAGAGGAAAGGAAGUGGUGGUAACUUUGCUGAAGUUUCAACAUACUUGCAGCGAUUUGAGAUGAACAGAAGGAAGAUUCUUUUGUACUCCUUCCCGGCUUUUCUUAUAGUUGCAGUAGCUAUCAGUACUGUGUCGAUUCCUGCAGCCGGUGGUGGAGGUGGUAGGGAAGAUGGUCUUGGGGUUGGAAAGGGGCUGCGGUUUUCUGGAAGCUCGUCUUUCAAGAUCGCAUUGUUUGCCGAUCUGCACUACGGCGAAAAUGCCUGGGAUGAAUGGGGACCCUUGCAGGACGUCAAAUCUGAUCGAGUAAUAUCGAACGUGCUUGAUAAUGAAACACCAGACUUUGUAAUCUACCUUGGGGAUGUCAUUACUGCAAAUAACCUCCCAACUCCAAAUGCAAGUUUGUAUUGGGCGCAAGCCAUUUCUCCAACUAGAAACAGAGGGAUCCCUUGGGCAACAUUAUUUGGUAAUCACGAUGACGCAUUUUUUGAGUGGCCGUUGGAUUGGUUUUCAAUGGUUGGGAUUCCAGGGGUUAAUUUUCCAACUGAGACCUGGUCUGCAGGAGAGAAGGAUUUCAGUUUCAGAGGAACUACUCGAAUCGACUUAAUGAAAAUGGAGAUAUUAAAAAAUCCUUUGUCUCAUUCACAAAUUGGUCCAACAGAACUUUCGCCUUCUGUAUCCAAUUAUAUUUUGCAAAUUUCUUCAUCCACAAACCCAAAAUCACCAUCUGUUUUCUUAUAUUUCUUUGAUUCCGGCGGCGGCUCCUAUCCUGAAGUCAUAUCAUAUGCUCAGGUUAAAUGGUUUCAGGAACAAUCACAAACUAUCAAUCCUUAUUCACGGGUCCCUGAGUUAAUAUUUUGGCAUAUUCCAAGUCAAGCAUACAAGAAGGUGGCUCCUAGGCCCAAGGCCUCGAUAAAAUGGCCGUGUGUUGGAUCUCUUAACAUGGAAGCAAUUGCUUCCCAAGAAGCUGAAUGGGGAAUUAUGGAUGCUCUAUCGAACAGGUCGUCGGUAAAGGCAGUGUUUGUAGGGCACAAUCAUGGGCUGGAUUGGUGCUGUCCCCAUGAGCAGCUCUGGCUCUGCUUUGCUCGUCACAGCGGGUAUGGUGGCUAUGGAACAUGGCCGCGUGGUUCCAGAAUUCUUGAGAUCAAUGAAGAACCAUUCUCCCUUCAGUCUUGGAUUAGAAUGGAAGAUGGCACUAAUCACAGCUAUGUUCAACUCAGUUACUGAGUUGCUUCUUCUCUUGCAACAUUCGAAUCCGAUAUAUUAAAGUUCUUCAUUUUAUUUUCAAUCAAUGCGCUACGGUGUUUUGAGGAGAGCGGAGUAAUUCAGGUACGGCAGUAUUUGUCUCUCAUUUGAGAGUGAAGAUGACAUCAGUUGGAAGUUAUAUUUUUGCACCUUGGGACUCAUUUUAUUUUAGGAAGAUUUACAUGUAUACCCACCUAUACAUAUAUGCAUGAAAAUGUAUUUUUUCAAUUUUUAAAAGUUAAAAUGAUAGUAUUGUUGAUGUGGUAUGAAAGAUUUGGAUUGUAUGGAUGUAAAAAAGUGAAAGUUUAGAGGUUUGAUGUAUGAAUUUAUAGGAAUUGGAUGGUAUGUAUGUAAUGAUACUUGUGUGAAGGAAAAUGUUGAUGUGGGGCAAAGGAACAUUAUGUUAGAAUUUGCACUUUUUUC